Actinia tenebrosa (Australian red waratah sea anemone) is the source of this 3058-nucleotide messenger RNA. Its product is annotated as RNA-binding protein 25. Gene Ontology annotation, cellular component: spliceosomal complex. Gene Ontology annotation, molecular function: mRNA binding. NCBI's taxonomy places the organism in Eukaryota, Metazoa, Cnidaria, Anthozoa, Actiniaria, Actiniidae. The record is from RefSeq and is a predicted model, not a curated record. Gene Ontology annotation, biological process: regulation of alternative mRNA splicing, via spliceosome.
AUCAGAUGUCCGCCAUUUUGAAAAUUGUGUAGUCCUUCAAGAACUUUUAAAUCAGAAGUCGUUGCUUAAUAUUCAACCAUGGCUUACCGUCCGCCACAGCAACAACGGCUAUUACCUCCUCCAAUGCCUGUACUAUCUAUUUCAGGGAAUAUGCCGCCAGGAAUUCCUCCAACUAUAACUAAUGUUUCACUAUCUAUACCACCACCUCCUGUACCACCAAGUUACCCUGGUAUGGGAUUCCCUGUUCCACCACCUUUACCACCACAAGCACCAGGUAUACUCCCUCCUCCAAUUCCUCCACCAGGCACAGCUAUGCCAGGGAUUCCAGCAGCACCUAUGAGUACAAGUUCUAGUACCCCAUCUACUAUUGUCAGACCUCCAGUUCCAAAGGGAGGUACACCAAAUUCUAAUAAUCAAAACAAAGAAAAUAAAUCGUCGACUCCUUCAAAUCCCACUACUACAGUAUUUGUUGGAAAUAUAACAGAUAGAGCAUCCGAUGCUAUGAUUAGACAAAUUCUUAUGAAAUGUGGGAUUGUUGUGAGUUGGAAACGAGUACAAGGAGCAAAUGGAAAGUUACAAGCAUUUGGUUUUUGUGAGUACUCUGAUCCUGAGGCAAGUUUACGAGCUAUACGACUGUUACACAAACUUCAAGUGGGAGAAAAAAACCUUGUUGUAAAAGUAGAUGCCAAGACAAAAGUAUUGCUUGAUGAAUACAAGGCAAGCAAGAAAGAAAAAAUGAAAGCCAGUGGUAACAGUAGCAGUAGUAGUGGCGGCAGUGAUAAGAAGGAGGAUGGUGAAGCUGAAGAUGAAGAAGAUGACCUUGAUGACGAAACACUAGCAGAAGAUCAAAAAUGCAGAAAAGCUUUGAUGGGACUGCUAAAUGACAAUGCUGAUGUAUUAAAUGGAAAAUUUGAUAGCUUUACUGAUAUACUACGUCCAUCCCAUAGUGGCAGAGAGGAAAAUCUAGAGGGUUUGGAUAUGGACCAAAGCAAGAAAUCUUUAGUGUCAAGAGAAAUCAAGAUCUUUAGGGAUUCGUACCGAAAGGAAGACAAAAAGAGAGAAGAAGAAAAGCGGGAUAGAGAAAGAGAUUCAGACCGGGAGAGGAGCAGAGACCGCAAGCGGGAACGAAGCGAAGAUAGACUAGAAAAAUCUUCCCGGGAAAGCGAGCGUGACCGUGACAGAGACCGUGAUCGUGACCGUGAUCGUGACAAAGAUCGUGACAGAGAUAGUGGCCGAAGUCGGGAUCGCAAUCGUGACCGCGAUCGUGAUCAGGAUCGUGAUCGGGAUCGGGACAGAAAUCGCGAGAAAACAGAGCCUGAUCGUGCUAGAAGUCGUGACAAAAGUCGUGAUCGGGAUCAUGAGGAGUCUGAUUCGUUUGAAAAAAGACGGCUCGAAAGAAAAAUGCGCGAAAGGGAUUUAGCUUACCAAGAGCGCUUAAAAGUGUGGGAAGCAAGAGAAAGAAAAAGAUUACGUGAAUACGAAAGAGAAUACGAAAAAGAACAAGAAAAGAAAGAUGAACAGGCAAGAGAACGAAAACACUUACUGGAAUUCCUUGAAGACUAUGACGAUGAACGGGAUGACCAGAAAUAUUUCAAGGGUAGUUCGUUGCUAAGACGUCGAAAAGAUCGAGAGUUAGAAAUAGAAUCCGACGACAGAGAUAGACAACGAGAACUCGAAGAAAUAGAAGAAAUACGAAAGCGAAUAGUGGACCAACAGCCAGAUGACGACAUGACGGAGGAGAGAGAAACAAGUGAAAAAGAAGAACCCAUGGAGGAAGAUGGUUAUAAGCCCGCCCUGAUGCCGACCUUUAAACCCGCCACACAUGUACAUGUGGAAGCUGCUCCCGCAGUGCGGUCACCCAGUCCUGAACCUGAACCUGAACCAGUGGCUGCUGGACCACCCCCUAAAAGAGCCCGAGAAAAUGGAGUAGAAACAUCAGAACCUCCUGUGAAGAAGACCUUUGGAUUCGAAAUGAAAUUACCGACUAACCUGCCUGCUUCAACCCCAGCUGAUCGUAAGAAACUAGAAGCCGUCUUUGGUAACCAGGACGAGGAGAGUACAGAGUCGACCAACGGCAAGCGAAAACUGGUUCCACUGGACUACGAGGAAGACAGCGAGGCAGCAGAACUGCAAAGCGCUGAAGAUAAGAAACGUAAUAUAAAGUCACUUAUUGAGCGUAUUCCUACCGCAAAAGAGGAACUCUUUGCGUAUAACUUGGAAUGGAGUAUCGUCGACCAGACUUUAGUAGAUCAUAGAAUACGACCCUGGAUCAACAAGAAGAUCAUUGAAUAUAUCGGCGAAGAGGAACCAACUCUAACAGAAUUUAUAUGCGGGAAGGUUCUAGCCGGUAGUUCACCUAAAAGUAUACUUGAUGAUGUGUCUAUGGUACUCGAUGAAGAAGCAGAAGUCUUCGUGGUCAAAAUGUGGAGACUGCUGAUCUACGAGACAGAAGCCAAGAAGAUUGGGUUGGUCAAGUAGCGUUAGACCUCUUAAAUUAACUAUUCAGUAGAUGUAAAUAUGAUUACCGUAUGGCGGGAAACUAGGUGUGAUUUUUGACGCCAAGAUCGACUCGUUUCCAGGUCCUUACUGAAUCCAAGAUGGCGGCUGUUAAACUUCCCCCAUCCGUAUGUUCAAUGCAAAAAUUCACUUUCCUCCCCCCUCCCCCACGCAGAAUUUUUGGUAUAAAAGGAUAAGUAUGAAUCUAGAACAGGUUUUAACAAUUCAGAAAUCCUGCAAGCUUCUCGCAAAAAUCCCUCUAAUUUUUGUCGUCCUUUCAUCUAACCUCGGAGAGAGAAAAAAAACGCUUUAUAUUUUGUUGUGCUGGCAGAUUUCUUUCCAACACGCUCAAUUUAUUAUUGAUCUUAUUAUUGAAUUCUUACAGACUUAUAGUAAAUCCAGUCAAUUCCCUGCAUUUUUCCCUUUAUCCAAAAAAACCCAGCGGAGUCCCUGUAGUUUUUGCCUUUCUUUCAUCCAUUUUCCUCGUCAUUUCUUAUGUGUUACUCCAAGAGCCCAUGUUCUCUUGGUUUCUCAUAAUCAAAUAAAUCGUCUUUUAGCUUAA